AUGACAUUAGGAGAAACACAAGAUGCAAACUACCAGCAAACACAUCAUCAAAGCGAGAGUGAGGGCGGCACUGGACGCACUCAAGCUGUAUUUGUAAAUAAGCUAUACAAAAUGCUGGAAGACAUAAGCAUUCAAAACCUUAUUUCAUGGUCGGAUAGAGGAGACUUGUUUAGUGUGUCGAAUCCUACGGCAUUCUCUAAAUCUGUGCUCCCUCAGUACUUUAAACAUAACAAUUGGCAGAGCUUUGUUCGACAAUUAAACAUGUAUGGAUUCCAUAAAGUAAACGACAUGAUUCAUUCCAACUUGACAUCAGACAAUCAAACCUGGGAGUUUAAGCAUCCUCAUUUCAAACGAGGCGCUAUAGAAGAUCUGCAAAAUAUCAAACGAAAGAGCACAAAGCCCAAUUUCUCCAACAUGCCAGCACGCAUUCCUAAUAAUACACGAGGUCAAUCCGAAAACGACGAUGAUAUAUACGGCCCAAUGUACAAACACAUUCUACAUAUUGAAGAUCGGCUUCAUCAUGUAUCUCGAUCGUACGAAAUACUGAAAAACGAGACCAACUUUCUGCGUGGGUUACUGAGCCAACAGCAGCAUACCAUUGGAGGCUUCGCCACAUUACUAAAUGAAGUCUUGGACGGGGAAGUUAAUCUCGGUCUUCAAGAAGAGAAAAGAGUGGCCAUGCUCUCCAAACUAUCAGAACUACAAAACAACAUUAUUCCACCUACAUUUCAGUAUCCUCAAUAUCCAAAUCAGUUUCCAUCCGAUCAGCACAAUCAGUAUCCACAGCAACAGCCUUCACCAGAUAAUCCAAGUAACAUUGCUACUCCUCCCUCUGGAAAUCGAACAUUCGAACAAUUUCUACAUACGCAGCAAUUCCAGCUACAUUCCCGAUCAUCCUACUCGUCUCAAUCAUCAUCGUCAUCUCCCAGCAAUGUAUCAACAAAUCGAAAACUAGGAUUUGGUAAAGAAUCGCACCUCUUGAAUCCAGAGCCUCCUUCCUUAAGUCAUCCUGGGUAUCCAACAAGCCAAGAUGUCAAAGCUUCAGAACGAGAUGAAGUGGAUUAUUUCAAAAAGAAGCAAAGAACUGAAUAG
Mucor velutinosus is the source of this 1092-nucleotide messenger RNA. RefSeq lists its product as uncharacterized. The transcript is spliced from 8 exons. Lineage: Eukaryota; Fungi; Mucoromycota; Mucoromycetes; Mucorales; Mucoraceae. Gene Ontology annotation, molecular function: DNA-binding transcription factor activity; sequence-specific DNA binding. The coding region runs from base 1 to 1092 and encodes 363 amino acids. Gene Ontology annotation, biological process: regulation of DNA-templated transcription. The record is from RefSeq and is a predicted model, not a curated record.